Rotaria sp. Silwood1 is the source of this 1476-nucleotide messenger RNA. NCBI's taxonomy places the organism in Eukaryota, Metazoa, Rotifera, Eurotatoria, Philodinida, Philodinidae. The record is from the annotation of a GenBank genome assembly.
AUGGGUAGUAAUAGAGAUCCAUUUUUUGAUGAUGAUGUAGCCAGUGCUGAAAAACAUUCGGAAGAAGAUCAAACACCUCCAAUUCCUGCUACAAGAAAACAUCUAUCAGAUGAUGUUAAAACUACUGAAAUACCGGAAGAUCCAACUACUGUACCACGUUCAUCAUUACCACAUUCACCAUCGUCACGUUCAUCAUCAUCAUCAUCAUCAUCAUCACAAUCAUCAUCUUCACAUUCACCAUCACCACCUCCACCACCACAACCAAUAGUUUCACAACCAGAAACAGUUACUGAAGAAGUUCAUGAAAGAAAAUCUUCAUCUAGUAGUUCAACAUCUUCAACAAUUUCAUUUGAAUCAGACGAAGAUGAAGAAAAAGUACAAGAAGAAAAAGAAAAAGAUCAACAUAAAAUUCUUCCUCAUUUAAAAGUAGAUGUAAAUACUCAAACAGAUCAAAUUGCUGUUCGUGAUGAAUCAAUUCAAACAAACAUCGUUAACAUUGAAUCAUUAUCAACACCACCAACUCGUAAAAUAGCUUUUGUAUUAGAAUCAAAAAAAUUAACAACACCUUUAGUUAAAAAUUUACUUGAUCAAAAAAUAUCGUCUACAUUACCAAUAGUUAGUUUUUGUCAACCAUGUUCUCUGACAAGUCAUUUAGAUGACAUUAUUCUUGCUAUGCCACGUCAUUUAAUGAUAAUAAAUAAUCAAAAUUCUAUUAGUGUUUAUCCAUGGCAACAAACAGAAGAAUCAACAUCAACUAUUCUUGAAUGUUUUUGGUGUUCAUUUUUAUAUAAACUACUUGUUACAACAUUAGAAGAUAAUCGUUUAUUUAUAUAUGAUUUUAUAUCAAUUAUUGAUUCAAUUAAACUUCGUGGUCGUCCAUUAUCAAUAAAACAUCAAAGUUAUCAUUCAAAACAAAUAAAUUCAUCAUUAUUAUUACCAUCAUCAUCUCGUUAUCAAUCAUCACCAGCUAUAUGGUCUCAAACACGUUUUACUAAAUCAAAUUCAUUAGGUAUUUAUUAUUGUUAUAUUAGUGAUCGACAAUGUUCAUGUAUGUUAACACGUAUUGAUCAUAAUACAAGAAAACAUAUUAGAUCAAUUGAUUGUUCAGGUGGUAGUAUCAGUAAUAAUGCACGCGUUUGUGCUAUGAGUUUAUCUGAUGAACGUAUAGCUAUUGCUUUAACAAAUCUUAUUAUGACACUUUAUGAUGCUGAAACAUUAUUGGGUUUACGUCAAAUAAAUUUAACACGAUCGAAUACUUAUGAUGUACGUGGUAUAAGUUCAAUUAUGUAUUUAUGGAAAACAUGGCUUAUAUUUGAUCCAAUUGACAAUAAAAUUGUUGGAAUUGGAAAACGCAAACGGCAAUUUGUUAAAAUGUUACCUGAACAACCAAUUAAUGCUUGUUCAAUGGAUAAUGGAACUUUAGCAUUAUGGCUUGGAUACCCAGGGGCUCUUCUUUUUUAUCGCUUAAUAGAAUAG